UGGCGGUCGCCGCCGCCGCCGCCGUCUAGGCUCCGUGUGUGCCGUAGUAGUAGUGCCUCGCCGCGAUCGCCUGCGUGCGUCUCCCUCGCGUUCUCUCGCUGUCUGUCCGUCUGUCCGUUGUUAUUGUUUGUUGUUGCCAUACUCGCGGCUGUUUUUAUCGGCGUCUCUCGCCGGGACAGCUGUCCCUUCGUCGACGCGUGCAGUGAGCGUAGUGUGCGUUUGAAGGGACGCGGGGCCCGCCAACUCGAGUUCCGCGCACAUCUCCGCUGAUGACUGAGCGAGAGGAGAGAUGUGGUGUGUAAAGAACGAGCCGUAGUAACGAGAAUCUGCGGAUAGAGCGGUGCAGCAGCCAACGCUCGCUCGGUCGGUCAGCAGUUUCUCUCGCCGUGUCUGUGCAGCAGUCGUCGUUCAGCGUCGUCGUGCGCGCGUGAAAUACACCUGUGCCGGCAGUGCCUCUUUCUGUGUGUGUGUGUGUGUGUGUGUACAAAUAAUAAUAAUGAUAAUGAUGAUUACGGUGGUCAUACAGUGAGCAGAAGAAGCUUCGAUAUUAAUACGACCACUAUAGCAGCACCACUGUACGGUCUAUGAGUGUGUGCCCUCUCGCAGUUGUUGUAGCAUCAGAGGCAGAGAGCAGCUCGUGCGUGCAGGAAGUGGCGCGCGCGCGCGCGCAAGAUGCGCCGAGUCCCCGUGGACAGGAGCUUCCGGCGCUGAUCCCGGAAGCCGCCGCUUGGCGAAAUGACGUGCCGGCAAUCGACGCUUCUACCCGAGACGAGUCGAGUGCAAUGACAGCCUCGCGGAAUGCUGCCGACUGCCACGACAAAUAGACUCCCGCCCAUCGAGAGACAGAAGCGCAGGAGGAAGAAGAAGCGCACCUGAUAGAGCCUACGUCGGGGCAGCCACAGCGAGGCAGGACCAUGUCGAUACGCGUGAGCGGCGUCUACCUCGUGCCGAGCGAGUCCAGCAACGAGAAGGCCGAGGAGAGCGAGCAGAACAAUCAGCUGCGACAGUACCACCAUCACCAUCACCACCACCAGAGCAAGACGGUGACGAUCGUCGCGGCUGGCCCUCAACGGAGCAACAGUCUGGACUACCUGAACUUCGAGGAGAAGCGCCAGAUCAUCGCCUCGUCGCUGUCGCUCAGCGACUUCCUGGCGCAUGGACCCGCCGCAGCCGCCGCCGCUGCUAAGGAGGUCGCCGCCAGCACCGUUGUUAUAGCGAAAAAGCAGAAUGGAGCAGCACUGCGAACGAACAGUCUGGGCUCGGGCACGCGGACGCCGCCGCUCGAAAGGAAAAGCAAGUUCUCGGCCUUCGGUAGACUCUUUAAGCCCUGGAAGUGGAAACGGAAAAAGAAAUCGGACAAGUUCGAGGCCGCCUCGAGAUCGCUCGAGAGGAAAAUUUCGGUUCGAGCGAACCGAGAUGAGCUUGUACAGAAGGGCAUCCUGCUGCCGGAUAGUCCCACGUCGCCCAUUCCCGAAAACAGUCCAACGGACGACAAGCCGCCGCAGAAGCCCCCGACUCCCCAGCAGCAGCAGGCCCACCACCAGCACCAGUUGCAGCAGCAGUUGCAGCAGCAGCUCCAGCAGCAGCAUCAGCAGCAACAGCAGCAGCAACAGCAAUCCGGUGGCGGUGGCACACCCGCGGCUACGCCUACCUCGCAGCAGCAGCAAUCGUUUCAGCAGCAGUCGCAGCAGCAGCAGCAGCAGUCGUCGGCAGCGCCGACCCCCACCGGUAACCAGCCGGGCAGCAAUCGAAGCUCGCCCCAUCCGUCGCCCCUCUACCCGGGGAUGCCACAGAUGCCGCAGUCGAAUCAGCACAACGGCAACUCUCAAGAGCCGAAAAAGGACAAGAGCGAGGCGAACAAUGGCAGCAACGGCGCGGUCUCUCCGAGCGGCGAGCAGCAGCAUCAGCAAUCCUCGGUGGGCCAUCAGCAUCACGAGGCCCCCCCGACAAAGCCCAACAGGCCCAACACCCUGGACACGAGUUCACGACACAUCCGGCGACUCAACUGUCCGCCCCGUGUCCUCGUUAACGAUCGCAAACCCGGUGUGUAUAAUCACGCCGAGGAGUCCUCCCUGACAGCGGACAAGGGGGUGCUCCACUCUGGCGCGGACGAGCAGCAGGUCAUAGAGAGAUGUUACCCGCAGAACCUGAUGCUGUCGGAGCUGCCGGAGCCGCCGAUUCCGCUCAGCGAAAUCGGACCCAUUCCGCCGCCGCCCAUGUUCAGCUCGCCCAGUCCGACUCUGAUCUCCAGGCAGAGGCAGCAGCAGAUGCCGCUUCUCGACUGCGAGGAUGACGACGACGAGGACAUCGACGUGGACGAGGAGGACAUGUACGGCAUCGACACGACGCGGGUCGAGGAGAUCCCGGCGAAGGAGCCCAAAUUCCACGCGAUGCCGCUCAAGAGCGCGCUGAAGAAGAAGGGCGGCGGAAGCGGGCCCGGUACGCCCCAGAGCACGCCCACUCAGGAGGUCAGGCCGCUCACGCUGCGCCAGGAACUCCACGCGUCCUUCAAAAGGCCUGCUUUAAGGUCUAGGAUGAGAAUAUGCAGUCGCCCGGUGAGGUUCGGCUUGGCGUUGCACGGCAACGUGGAGAACAAGGAGAACGCGAGGCCCUACGUCAUACGCGAGGACUCGGACACGGACUCGAACGAUGGACAGGUGCUCUAUCGGGAGGACUACGACGACGAGAAGAGUCGACUGGCGGCGAAGAUAGCGCGCAAGGAGUCGCUCUCGCUGAAGCUCGCGCUAAGACCCGAUCGGCAGGAGCUCAUCAACCGUAACAUCCUCCAGGUUCAAUCGGACAAUGAGAGGCAGGAGACGAAGGAAGCCAUCGGUGCGAGGCUCAUCAGGCGGCUGAGCAUGCGGCCGACUCAGGAGGAGCUGGAGGAGCGCAACAUUUUGAAAAAACAAAGUCCGGCCGAGGAAAAGAAGCAGAAGGAGGAGAAGAAGCGCUACCUACUGCGGAAGCUCAGCUUCCGGCCGACCGUCGACGAGCUCAAGGAGAAAAAGAUUAUCAGGUUCAACGACUACAUAGAGGUGACGCAGGCACACGACUACGACAGGAGAGCGGACAAGCCGUGGACGAGAUUGACCCCGAAGGACAAAGCCGCUAUAAGAAAGGAGCUUAACGAAUUUAAGAGCAUGGAGAUGGCCGUUCACGAGGAUAGUCGACACCUAACUAGUUACACUUAAUUUAAAAAAAACUCAACAUUUGUCCGUUAAUGUUCCAUAAACCAUGACAAUUGCAAUGUGUAGAGGUGAUACUAGAGUGUGAUGGUGCAGUUAACAAAAAUGUGGGUGCUGCAGUGCGAGCGCGCAUCAGACGCGGCGCCGCCGCGACACUGCGAUCGCAUUCGCGCCACGACGUCGAUCGGACUCCUACAGCAGCAAGAGCAGCGAAAACCUCUUCCUCACCGGCAGCCUGAAGAGCUGAUCCUCCGGAAGAGAAGGACCUACACCUCCGGAUGAAGCGAACAACGCGACUAGCUGCAGUCUGAAGGAGGAGACGAAGGGACAUAAACAUACAUACGUACACAGACAACACACACUAUACACAUAUGCACACACACAUAAACACACAUAAACACACAUCCGCCGAUCAAGUGCGGCAGCUCGAUUGUGAUAGAGUGGGCUCGCGCGAGCCAAGCCCUCGAGCGAGCGCAAGGAGGGAAUCCUGCGCCGCAACGUUUAUAUACGCUGCGCGUCCACUCAAACGAUUUGUUUAUUUUUUCGAUGUUUUUUCCUCCUUCGUUCGUCCGAUCGUUUAUUAUUAUUAUUUUUUUUAAUAUUAUCUAUAUUGUAUACCGUUUUCCUCGUUCGUGCGUUCGAUUUUUUCUCUCUUUUUUUGCGGAGGGGUGAGUGCGGAAGGAAGCGAUGCGCGUUGUACACGACGAUGUCACUGAUGUGCCAUUCUUCGUUGUUAAUUUUAAACUUGUUUGAGAUUUCCAGAGCUUGACUCGAUUACUUAUUUAGCGUUAAUUACGAAAUCAGCAAUUAGUUGCUCAAUUAACGAUGAUCAAGUUUUGUUUUGAGUAUCACAAUUCCCGAAGGGCGUGUUUCGUGGCCUUCACGGCAAAAUUAUAGAUUUUUAUUAAUUGCGUAUUUCUACGAUUUUUAAUUUCAAACGGAAGAUUAUUUGCGCUGAUUGGACUAUAUUGAAAUCGAAUCGCCAAUUAAUCAACAAUACGGAUCUCGAAACAAUGAAUCGAAUCGCAUUGGAAAUCGGAACAGGGGAAUACUAACGAACGAGCUAUGUGCUGGACGUCAAAAUAUAACGUGAUAUUGUUCGAUAAAUUCGCGACUAUGUUUUAAAAAUGCAAUACUUUCGCGUUAGUGUGUGAGAGUCGAGGGAGAGCCGAUGGCUAUUACGCCAAGGUGAACAUUUUUUGCAUGACGAUAUGUAUAGAACGACGAAUAAAAAAAAGAGAGAAAGACGAGAGAAUUGGCCAUUCCUUCGGCCGCAUUCCUGGAUAUAUUUAGUGAAACGAUUUUCGAAUUUUUAGAGCAAAAGUAAAGUAACAUUCGAAUUUUUCGCGCUUUGACUAAAGUCUGUCGCGUGUGAACGAACCCUAAAAUAUUUGUGCGUUAGAAAACACCACGUUUCAUUCUCACACGGCUUACCGGCGUUCUCUGGCGAUGUAUAUUCACAUUUAACGAACGAUUUCAAAAAUUGUUAUAUGAAAUUGCAAUAUCCUUGUUAUAAUAUUUUUGUCUAUUUAUUGGGAUCAUUAUUUUUUACUGUUAUCUGUCGGGACUAUGUUUAUAUCUGUGUAAAGUGUCUUGUUCUAUGUUAUCAGCUGUUGAUUUAUUACCGACUGAUUGAUUUCCCGCUUAUUUUAGCUUAAUCGUCCUUUCUGUACUUACUCAGACAUCUCCGGUAAGCCGGUAGGGAAUGUAUUGACUUCUAAUUAUUAUAAAUAUUAAGUAUGUAUUGAUGCGAAUAAUGAAAACGUUGUAUCGUGCAAUUAAUCUUGUACAGAAUAUAUGAUACGUAGGACUAUAAAAAUGUUCAACGAUCGCGGUCGUUACUAUCGCUAUUGUCAGUGACGCAAUUAUUUGUCAUUGAAUGCAAAUGUAACCGAUCUACUGGUCGUUUAAAAUAAAAAGAAUAGUAUCUUCCAUUUUCGAAGAUUGCGAUAGUUUAGUAAUAAAAUAAGCGUUUGAUCAAAAUUUCCUGUUUUACAAGGAUCGUUUUUUAAAUGUUUUAUUAAAGUUUUGCAUAUUUUAAAUUAAAAGUAAUUAUUUGCGAAUCGAAUUAUUUGUUAUAUUGUAAGGAAAAUUAUUUUUGGCGUCUUUUCUCUCAAUUACUACAUUAUAAAAUGAUAGGUUGUGGAAAAACGAAAUUUUCCAGCGAAAGGAAGAGCGUCUUUUUGCGAGUGCAACAUGGGAUACGGUCGAGCAAGGGGGGUCAAGUAUGCAAUUCUUUUUUUUUUUUUUUUAAUUAAAAAAAAAAAGUUAAUCAUGUUUACUUGAACGAUGAACGAAUUUACGCACGAUUAGCGAAACAUAUUUGAAGCUCCGCAUUCAAUAACGUAAAGCUUGAUUCUUGUAUAUAUAUACAUACACUCAAAAUGUGAGCAGGAGAAAAAGUAGAAGGAAGCUCCCUAAUAGGAAAGGAAACUACGCUAUACGCUACGAUAUUAUUCUGCAUAAACGAUUAUUAAAGAAAACAAAACAACUACUUAUAAAUACUAAUUUUUAGGUAUGACGUCCUAACGUGAACGAUACACCAUAUAAAUAUUAUACAUACGCAUAGGUAUAUUAUUACACGUUUAUAGUAAUGUAACUACUAUAUUGCGACGUACAAGCGGCAUGUGUGCAUUUUUCCAGCACAGAAAGUCCGGUAUUUUGUGUACAAAAGAGGAGGUGACGUGAUGAAACGCGAAUUUCCUCGCGAUGGAUAGCGCUUACAUAUAUCUUUGGCGUAUAAACUGCACUAUGGCUAACACACACACAAAUGAAAUAAAAGAAAAUAAUAAAAGCAAAAACAGAAACAGAAAACGUAAUCCCUCGUACAGACUUGUGCGAUCACGUACUAUUGUGCUAAAUAUUCAUGGUGUAAUCGCGGCUGCGCAAUGUGGUAUGCGCUCAUUCAAGAUCUACGAUGGUGCCAUUACCCUUACGAACAAAUUUUCUAGCAGUUUCGCACUAUUCUGAUAAGAGUUAUUAAUCGGUUACCAAAUCUUCUACGUGUAUCGGUAGAUGAAGCUGUAAUUGAUUUGAGUGAUGAUUAUACUUUUGAUUUUGUAUUAUCUAGUAAUAAAUUAUUCCUCGAGAUCAAUGAAGUGUGAUUUAUUAAUUUGAUAGCACCAUGCGAAUCUGCUACAGAAUUUUUUAGUGAGGGCAUUAAUUAAACAAAUGAAAAGCAAAAAAUCCAAAAUUUUCUUUCUGCGGCUCGUACUACCUAAAUAAAGCCAAGCUUUAUUCUUACGACAAAGGUUUUUCUUUAAGGCUGAGUGUAUCUGUGCUUGAUCUAUGUGUACGCAAACGUGUAACAGCGCAUGUGCUAUUUGAUAUAAAGCGAGCUUUAUUCGGACUCUACUUGUACGAGUCGCAGAAUGGAACUGGAAGCUUGAAAGACUUGUUUGAGAAUAAAAAAUUGACGUUUCUCCAACUUUGCGGCUUGUAAGAUAAAUAACUCAAGAUAACAAAAAAAAAAUUACUGGUAUCGUUACCUGGACGGACGGUCAUUCUAAUUGUAACAUAUAGUAGAUCUAGCGAUAGUUUAAUCGGUAGAUAUAAUGACAACAAUAAUAAUACGUUAAGGAAAAAAUAAUAAGGGCUUGUUUCAAAAUUUUUUCGUGCGAUACAACGGUCAAAGCGGUUCCAAACGCAACAUAUAAGCGAACUAUACAAAUCGCGAAGUAGAUGGCAAAUUUUUUCUCGACUCCGUGUAUGCGUGCUGCUUCGUGCACGUGGCUUAGAACAAAGUAAACAAAUAAACAAUCACUUGCAGGCUGUUGUUGUAUUCGAACCUGUCGUUUCUGAUCUUUACCGAUUAAUAAUGGAAAGAACAAAAAAAAAACUUAAUUAUCGCGAAACACAUUCGCGCGCGAAUGAAAUUUAUUCGUGUUUUAAAACAGAAAAUAUAAUAAAAAUGUAGUAGUGUGUCAGAAACCAAGUUAUUAUCGUCCUCCUUACUACAGAAAAAAAAUCGAUUACAAGUAGCGAAUACCAUUUGUUCGAUACGAAUGAAGUUAAGUGUCAAAUUUCAAAAAGCAUCGAUGGUGAUUUUUACCAAAAUGACUCUGCGUAAGCUUACGCAGAGAAUUGUACGUAAAGUAUGUAGCCGCAAAUUGAGAUUCAUUUGAGACAUAAACUCGUUUCUCUCAAACGAAAAUUUGAAGCAAUGCUGACGUACAAAAUCAUUUUUGUUUCAUUAAAGUAGACUUCACCGAUUGUUUGUUACGUGCAACUUUGUCUGUCGAAAACCUGUAAAAGCCGAGCUCUCGUCAUUUUUCAAACUUGAUCAAUGUUUUUUACCUUUUAUUACCAAGCGAUGUCCUUUUCUUUGGCGCGCAUCGCGUGUUAUCGUUUUCGUAUAUAUUAGCGAUGAAACAUAAGUAUUUUUGUUGAUGAAAUGCGUACUUUUUCGAGAAACAGCGAAGAUUAUAUAAGUGGAAACAUUGUAAGCUGCGAGAUUUUUUUGUGCGUUGGCCAAAAGUGAAAUGAAGAAGCGAAUGAAAUGCUGUAUUAUAUCGAGAAAUAACAAGAGGCCCAUUAAGUGUAAGAACAUUGUAUAUAAUUAUUAUAAUGUAAACUCUAAUUAACUGCACCUCUACCGAAGGAGGGAAACGAAGCGAUUACCCAAAACAGGGCCAAGAAUGCGCGGGAGGGACGGGGGGUAUGAGAAUUUAAAAAAUAAGAAUCGACGUUUCUGAAAAAUCGCGCACCACUUUACUCAAGCGAUUUUCAAAGGAACACUACGUUUUUUUGAUUCGGAACCAUUCUAUCUUUUGUUAUUAGUUUAUACGCACCACGAUUAUCGCAAUUUACUGUAUCAUCAAUGAAAUAUUGUAACAAACAAAAAUACUGUUAACUAUUCUUAAAAAAAAUUAAAACUUUUGUAAACUGACAUGGAA
Messenger RNA from Nasonia vitripennis (jewel wasp), 8080 nucleotides. RefSeq names its product phosphatase and actin regulator 4B. Gene Ontology annotation, biological process: actin cytoskeleton organization. Gene Ontology annotation, molecular function: actin binding. Bases 915 to 3191 code for a protein of 758 amino acids. The record is from RefSeq and is a predicted model, not a curated record. Lineage: Eukaryota; Metazoa; Arthropoda; Insecta; Hymenoptera; Pteromalidae. The transcript has 16 exons.